Molecule: messenger RNA, 843 nt
Organism: Syngnathoides biaculeatus (alligator pipefish)
Lineage: Eukaryota; Metazoa; Chordata; Actinopteri; Syngnathiformes; Syngnathidae
Gene: pdcd6
Product: programmed cell death 6
Exons: 6
Coding region: 124-693 (189 amino acids)
Molecular function (GO): calcium ion binding
Source: RefSeq, a predicted model, not a curated record
GCAGGAUGCAGGCAGGCAGGCAGGAAGUAACGUUACGAGAAGAGAAGUGGCGCAGAAGUGAGUUUCAAGCUACACUCCUAGAAGACGUCCGAGUCAGAAACAUUUUCCCUAACCUUCUUAAAAAUGGCAUAUCACAGUCCUUACAGAGCUUCUUCGCAUAUAAACACCCCUCCGGAUCAAAGCUUUUUGUGGAAUAUCUUCCAGAGGGUUGACAAGGACCGCAGUGGGGUGAUAUCCGACUCUGAGCUACAGCAGGCAUUAUCCAAUGGCACAUGGACACCAUUCAAUCCUGUGACCGUGCGCUCCAUAAUAUCCAUGUUUGACAGGGAAAAUAAGAGUGGGGUGAACUUCAAUGAAUUUGCUGGUGUAUGGAAGUAUAUCACAGACUGGCAAAACAUCUUUAGAACCUAUGACAGGGACAACUCCGGCUUCAUCGACAAGACCGAGCUCAAACAGGCACUGACUGGAUUCGGUGAGCUGCAAAGUUAUCGUUUAUCGGACCAGUUCUAUGGUACGCUGAUUGAAAAGUUUGAUCGACAGAGGAAAGGGCAGGUAGCCUUUGAUGACUUUAUCCAAUGCUGUAUUGUAUUGCAGAGGUUGACAGAUGUUUUCAGGAGGUACGAUACAGACCAGGAUGGGUGGAUCCAGGUGUCAUAUGAACAGUAUUUAUCCAUGGUCUUUAAUAUAGUUUAAUGGCAUGCAGGGGCAGCGAAGAGAAGCACAACAGCUGGACAGAACUGUGCCAAAAAGCUAUCAGCACUUCCUGGAUUUCCAUCACAGUGGACUCUUCAAGAUUUUUUUCUCCCAACUCUAUGACAGCUGGCCCGACGUUGGGCUCAUUCG